This is a messenger RNA of Fulvia fulva, 1125 nucleotides long. Its product is annotated as Dihydrofolate reductase. The record is from RefSeq and is a predicted model, not a curated record. NCBI's taxonomy places the organism in Eukaryota, Fungi, Ascomycota, Dothideomycetes, Mycosphaerellales, Mycosphaerellaceae. The transcript has 4 exons. Gene Ontology annotation, cellular component: nucleus; cytoplasm. The coding region runs from base 1 to 1125 and encodes 374 amino acids.
AUGGCAGACACAUGUGUUCUGCAUUUGCACAUGCGAGACCUAAACACAGCCAACGAAGAGCGAUGCUCAGAGUCCAAGUUCGUGCAAAUCGCUACCGAACUUCGUGAGAACGGAUCUGGAUCAACAGUUGAGCAGACAUCGAUGACGAGGUCCAGCUUGAUCGCCGAGAACUACUUGGAGAAAGCUAUCACUGCUUUACCAGCUCGACGAAAGCUACGCAUUCUCGCCCUGCAUGGCUUUGGCCAGAGCGGCGACUACCUCCGCAUUGCAAUAAAGACCGGCCAGCUUGAAGCAUAUCUCAAGGAAUCAUUGCACACCGAUCUUCUAGAGCAGUACGAUGGAGUUGAGUGGCUCUGUUCAAAUGGCCCACUCCAUCUAGUCCCAGACUCGAGGCAUGGCGAGCCUCAGCGACGACCAUCAACAGCUCGGGCUGUUGAAGAAAGUAUAGAGUACUUGUGCAACUAUCUCAAAGAGCACGGUUCAGUCGAUGGCAUCAUUGGGUUCUCCCAAGGUGCAGCUGUAGCUAUGAUGCUCACAGCACUCUGCGAAGGCACCCCUGAACGCAUGGCCGCGCUCGCUAGACAAGAAUCACCUUUCGUCCUCGCACCGCCUCAAGCGCCUUUCAAGUUCGCCGUCUCUUGCUGCGGUUUCCAAGGAGCGACCAAGUACUACAACGGCUUCUACAACCCGAAGAUCAGCACACCGUCACUGCAUGUCGUGGCCGAGUUCGACACAAUAGUCAGCGCCGAGCGAUCGACCAAGCUCGCCGAUGCAUGCGAAGACGCUUCUAUCGUACACUUCCGAGGCACACACCACGUUCCCACAGAUAAGGCCAGUCUGUACGAGAUGGCGCGUUUCAUUGCGAAUGCGUGCUCGGACAAGUCGAUGCCUUCUCCUGUUGGCGUCGCAUAUUCCAUCCCCGCCGAGGGGCUCGCCGUCAAUGAGCUCUUCAAGCGGGCUACCAUCACCCAUCCGAAGUUGCACGGAGACGGAAAGUUUGUGAGAGCCCGGAAUCGCCUGAGUUAUCCUCGCCAGGCUCGAGUCUGUCUGGCUUUUCAUCUAAUUCGUCCGCUCGUAGCUCUCGCAUGCGAGUCAUUACCAGACGGACUGCAAUUGUUCGCAUGA